This is a messenger RNA of Heterobilharzia americana, 3240 nucleotides long. Lineage: Eukaryota; Metazoa; Platyhelminthes; Trematoda; Strigeidida; Schistosomatidae. The record is from the annotation of a GenBank genome assembly.
AUGAAUCAUUGGACAUACAGUUUUGCUCCAUCGAGGUUCUUUAAAGAGAAACCCCACUUCAUGAAUAUUCCUGAGUCACGAGUCAAGCACCUCAUUACUUUGUACUUUAACCAGCUUAUUCAUGGAUGUCGUAAUGUGGAUUGCCAGAACCGGAACUGUGCAUCAUCUGCUCGCUUUGCACAUCCGAGUAUUACACCCAAUCAGGCUGCCGCACUAGCAAUAGAACUAACGGUCAAUCGUGCUGAUCUUUGUUUGCCUACCAGUUCAAGCUUAUCAUAUACCCAAAUGAGCAGCCCGUCAAACUCAAAUUCGACAGAGCAUGGAGCUAGUAAUGAAAAUUCCAGUGGUGAAAAGUCUGCUGGAAAUAACGAAUCUUCCAGUUAUAGUUUUCAAGUCGCUUCUACUUCUCUAACUGACAAUGACCAGUCAACACACCCUUCUGUUACUCAUUCUGAUGCACUAGCAACAGGUUCUGAGGAAAUAGAAGAUUCGUUUCGUUCUCUUAUGACACCUGCUGAGGUUACUCGACUAAUCAUGUUUUUGUUCGAUGCAUCAGAAAAUGAUGAGUUGAAUUCCUCUCAGCUAAACGAACCAGCCUCUGGGAUUAUUACGGAAGAUUAUUCUACGGAUCAUGAUAACUCUCUAAGUUCAGCCCUCCAUGGGCGUAAUCCUCUGUUUAGUACAUCUAGGGCUUCAAGUUCAGGCUCACAUGCUUUAAAAGCUCUUAAGGCACCAGCAAAUCAAACCAACCCAACAGUUUCUACUUCAAACAUAUCUCUAGAACGUGAAUCUCGUAAAAUGGGUUUGUCAUUAACAGAAUUACAGAAAGCUAUUGAGGUGGGGAAGAAAAACGGGGAGUGGUCUUGUCUCAUUAGCUUGCUGAACUCUGUUUUCAGUUCGUACGAUGCACUAUCAAGCAGCUUUCUGGAUACGUCUGAUUCAAAUGUAUCUGAAGAACGAUCCUCAAAUGAUGAGAAUACGCUUGAUAUUUCUAAUUCCUCACUAUGCAUAACUAGUGCCAAAAAGUUAAAACAUGACAAUGAACGUACUCAACCUACUUUAAAUAAUGAUGAUAAUGACUCAUUUGAUAAUGUGAUCAGAUCUCCUAGUGAUAUAAACGUAAUCCGUAAUUCGACUUGUUGCAUAACAGAUCCUAUUCCUAUGGAACAAGAUGAUAUAGAUCUGGAUACUCAAGAAGUGAUCACCCUAGAUCCAGUCAAAAACAUAAAUAACUCAACAGAUAAUGGAUACUGGCCACCUGUUAAUCUUAAUGAUUUACGCCAGGCUUGGUCUUUAAUUGUAUCUAUUCCUGAACGCCAAAAUAUUGUUGACACAUUAAUGAGAGCUGUACGGCGUUUGGUUGUGAUCAGCUUACAUCAACUAUUGGUAAUUCAACCUCCUGAUGGUUUGGAUGACAGUCAACCAACUUCUGAAAUAGCUAUCAUUCGACAGAAGCUUGUGAAUCUUUUCAUUAUUCUUUAUGAAUGUCCAUUUGCAACGGAUCCCUUACACUUUGAGCUUUUAUUGUUAAACAUAAAUCGUGCUGUUACUUGGCUUCCGAUUAGUAUACAAAUUAUGUUAUGCCGAGCGUGGGCUAAUUCUGUACAUAUACCACUAGCUAAUCGUAUACAGCCACCGAAUCCAGAACAAACAAAUUUAUGGUGCCUACAAAAAAUUCUGUUACAUCAUAUAACUUUGCGUUGCUUAACUACAGAUCAUGGGUUACCAAAUGAAGAUAAACAGAUAUGUGAAGCUGCGCUUGUACUGCGUAUUGUUUACUAUGCCAGUCUAUUAGCUGGUCAAAUGGAUUCACCAGAACUGUUAGAAAUGGAAGCAGAAGACAACAGAUCCUUUGAGCUUGAAAUGCGUGCCUAUAUAGGACCUACUUAUGAAAGGCGUUCACGAACCCACUUACCUGAAGAUCCAUUCGCUAAAGCACUAAAUAUUUCUCCUAAUGACUGUCGAAAACCAUUCAUUCCAGCUAAAGACUUUGUAAAUGAAACUCUCAAUGAUGGACUACAACCAAAGAAAGAUUAUAUAUACUAUCGUUCGAAAGGUAUAUCAAAUGAACUAAGUUUUAUGAAAUUACCAUUUCUACUUCAAACAAGUUCAAAAUCUGUUCUACUUUAUUACGAUAAUCGUAUGCGUAUGUUAGAUGAACGUCGAGUGCCAUUUUUCAAACUGCGUGUUAACCGUGAUCGAAUUGUUGAAGAUGCUCUGUUAAUUUUGGAAAUCGCAUGUUUGGAAAACCCUGGUGAUUUUAAAAAACAACUACUUGUCGAAUUUGAAGGUGAACAAGGUAUUGAUGAAGGCGGACUUAGUAAGGAGUUCUUCCAACUUAUUAUUGAACGAAUCUUUAACCCAGACUAUGGCAUGUUUGUAUUAGAUGAUGAAACUCAAAACUAUUGGUUCAAUCCAGUCCCCAUAGACGAUAUGGAACGUGAAUACUGUCUGAUUGGUACUUUACUAGGUUUAGCAAUUUAUAAUGAUGUAAUACUGGACAUAAAUUUUCCAUCAGUGUUAUAUCGGAAGCUAGUCGGAAAAUUGGGUACAUUCGAGGACCUUUUUGAUGCUAGACCUAGUUUAGCCAAUGGACUGAAAGCUCUUCUGGAACAUAAGAAUGAUGAUAUCGAAGAAGUGUUUGGCUGUUCAUUUGUUGUCAAUUAUCUUGAUCCAUUUGGAAAUGUGGUAACACAUGAAUUAAAACCAAAUGGUGCUGCAAUCCCAGUUACAAAACAUAAUCGUAAGGAAUAUGUAGAUUUAUAUGCCGGAUUCCUAUUGAAUGACUCUGUGAAAAAACAAUUCAAUGCUUUCCGUAGAGGAUUUCAAAUGGUAGUUGAUGAAAGUCCAUUAACAUUUCUAUUUCGCCCAGAUGAAUUAGAACUGCUUGUGCGUGGCAGUCCAGUAUACGAUUUCAAGGAACUGGAGCGAGUGACCACCUAUGAAGAGUACACAGUUAAUUCACCUGUGAUAAAGAAUUUCUGGUCGGUGGUCCAUUCAAUGACUGAGGUUCAACAGAAACAACUGCUGCAAUUCUCUACUGGAUCUGAUCGUGUACCUGUUGGUGGAAUGUCUAAAAUGAAGUUUACUAUAGCACGGCAAGGUGCUGAUACAAAUAGGUUGCCAUCUGCUCAUACCUGCUUCAAUAUUCUCUUAUUACCAGAAUAUGAAAGUUUAGAAAAGUUGAAACAAUCUCUUUUACUCGCAAUUAUUCACUGCAAAGGAUUUGGAAUGUCGUGA